AUGGAAAUCAAGCAAGGUUCUGAUAAAAUUUUUAUUUGCCAGAAGAAGUAUGCAAGGGAGAUACUUAAAAAAUUCGGCAUGGAGAACUGCAAUGCAACAAGUACACCUAUGAAUCCAAAGGAAAAGUUAAGCAAAGAGGACGUGACUAAUAAAGUUGAUGAAGGAAAUUUCAGAAGCUUGAUUGGGUGCUUGAUGUAUCUCACUGCUACAAGGCCGGAUAUUCUAUUUGCUGUAAGUCUUUUGUCUAGAUUUAUGCAUUGUGCUACUGAAAAGCAUUUGAAAGCAGCAAAAAGAAUUAUAAGAUACAUUAAAGGUACUGUCGACUAUGGUGUCAAAUUCAAGAAGUGUCAGAAUCUCAAGUUGUAUGGAUUCUCAGACAGUGAUUGGGCUGGAUCCUUUGACGAUAUGAAUAGUACAUCUGAAUAUUGA
Messenger RNA from Nicotiana attenuata, 429 nucleotides. RefSeq lists its product as uncharacterized. Lineage: Eukaryota; Viridiplantae; Streptophyta; Magnoliopsida; Solanales; Solanaceae. The transcript has a single exon. The coding region runs from base 1 to 429 and encodes 142 amino acids. The record is from RefSeq and is a predicted model, not a curated record.